Dissoconium aciculare CBS 342.82 is the source of this 861-nucleotide messenger RNA. RefSeq names its product ribosomal protein L1. Bases 1 to 861 code for a protein of 286 amino acids. The transcript is spliced from 3 exons. The record is from RefSeq and is a predicted model, not a curated record. Lineage: Eukaryota; Fungi; Ascomycota; Dothideomycetes; Mycosphaerellales; Dissoconiaceae.
AUGGCGAGCCCGGCGCGGUAUUGUUCAUCAUGCCUUUUAAGCAUCACAUCGCCUUCAGCUCUCACACCACAAGUUCGACAUGCAACCCAAUCAUUAAAUGCUCUCAAAUAUAGGCGAAAGGAGGUGUCUGCCGCGAAGAAGAAGAAGGCGAAGACGACAUUUGAUGAGCCAGAUCUGAGGGAUAUGCAACAAUUCUCGCUCGUCGACGCAAUGCGAUACCUCCGUGCUGCUGAAGUCGGACGAGAACCUGCCUCCAUGAAAUACGAACUUGCUCUACGACUUAAAACAGCCAAGAACGGCGCUGUACUCCGAAACCGUCUCCGAUUACCACAUCCCGUGCGAACAAAUCUACGGGUCGCCGUCUUUUGCGAGCCCAACAGCGAUGUCGCGGCAGCCGCGCUGCGAGCGGGGGCGAGUGUCGUCGGCGAUGAUGCGCUUUUCGAAGACAUUAAAGCUGGCAAGAUUGACUUCGAAAGGGCAAUAUGUCACGUUGGCACCACAAGCAAACUCAACAAAUCCGGAGUCGCAAAAGUUCUUGGACCUCGAGGGAUGAUGCCGUCAGCGCGGAUGGGCACCGUGGCAACAGAUGUGGCUGCGGCACUGCGGAACAUGCAUGGAGGAACGGAAUUUCGAGAACGUACAGGUGCUGUGCGCGUAGCGAUUGGGCAGUUGGGCUACUCACCGGAUCAAUUGUCUGACAACAUCAAGGCUCUAUUAGCUCUUAUAAAGAAGGACAUGGGUGCGCUCAGCGACCGAACGCCGAAGGAGAUCCACGAGAUUGUCUUGAGCAGUACGAAUGGUCCGGGCUUCAGCCUGAAUGGCGAUUUCGGAGACCCAAAGCUGCUCGAGAGUGUCAACUGA